This is a messenger RNA of Zea mays, 1148 nucleotides long. Its product is annotated as 3-isopropylmalate dehydratase large subunit, chloroplastic. Bases 1 to 942 code for a protein of 313 amino acids. Lineage: Eukaryota; Viridiplantae; Streptophyta; Magnoliopsida; Poales; Poaceae. The record is from RefSeq and is a predicted model, not a curated record. The transcript is spliced from 11 exons.
AUGUCGCUCGUCGAGAUGUACUUGCUGCCGAUGGAUGGAUGGAUGGAUAUGAUCGACGACGAACAGCUCUGGGUGGAUGGGGGCGGAGUCGUUCGUGCGUGCGUGAAGGUGCCACCUACUAUAAGGUUUAUAUUAGAUGGAGAGAUGCCGCCUUAUUUACUUGCAAAGGACCUGAUUUUGCAAAUUAUUGGUGAGAUUUCAGUAUCUGGUGCGACCUACAAAUCAAUGGAGUUUGUUGGAUCAACUGUAGAAAGUCUAACCAUGGAAGAGCGUAUGACACUAUGCAACAUGGUUAUUGAAGCUGGUGGAAAGAACGGUGUUGUGCCUGCUGAUGAAACUACAUUUAAAUACCUUGAGGGUAAGACAUCAGUCGAUUAUGAACCUGUCUACAGUGAUGCUCAAGCCAGAUUUUUUAGCGACUACCGGUUUGAUGUAUCAAAACUGGAGCCAGUAGUUGCCAAGCCACAUUCGCCUGACAACCGUGCUCCAGCAAGAGAAUGCAAAGAUGUGAAGAUCGACCGAGUCUAUAUUGGUUCUUGCACUGGUGGUAAGACCGAGGAUUUCCUUGCUGCUGCAAAGGUGUUCUUAGCCUCGGGAAAGAAGGUUAAAGUUCCCACAUUUCUUGUCCCUGCCACGCAAAAGGUGUGGUUGGACGUAUAUAGCCUCCCUGUACCAGGAUCUGGUGGCAAAACUUGCUCCCAGGUAUUUGAGGAGGCUGGUUGUGACACACCAGCAAGUCCUAAUUGUGGUGCUUGUUUGGGUGGCCCUCGUGAUACAUAUGCACGGAUGAAUGAACCUACUGUCUGUGUGUCCACCACGAACAGGAACUUUCCGGGCAGGAUGGGGCACAAGGAAGGGAAAAUCUACCUGGCGUCUCCCUACACCGCGGCUGCCUCAGCCCUGACGGGGUACGUUACGGACCCUAGGGACUUCCUCAUGUAACCGUCUUGAAACAACAACAGAUUUCAUGAUGUAACAGAGCGGUUGUACUGCUGUUUUUCGUGAUGAACUUUUGUCUAGGCAUGUCCUUCGUUGAGAAAUAAACUGCACUAGAAUAAGCAGCGACCUCUCGGGCGCCAUAGCAGAUGUGACCUCAUAUUUAUUUGUGCAACUUUUUUUGUUUUUGGCUCUGAAGUCAUGCAAGGAAA